AUGGCUGCUCUUCCACAGUACAGCUACAUCUUCGGCCUCGGCCUGUGUUUCGCCUUCCUCGAUGCGUGGAACAUUGGUGCUAACGAUGUGGCCAACUCGUUCGCGACUUCGGUCUCAUCCAGGUCCUUGACCAUGAUCCAGGCCAUGACCAUUGGUGCGGUCAUGGAGUUCCUCGGAGCAGUGCUCGCAGGUAACCGUGUCGCUGGUACUAUCCGAAACGACAUCAUACAGAUCAGCGAAUUUGAGGAGACCCCCUCUGUGCUCAUGUUGGGAAUGUUGUGCGCUCUUAUCGGUUCUUCCCUUUUCUUGACCCUCGCCACCAAGAUCGGACUUCCCGUCUCAACAACACACUGCAUUAUUGGCGGUAUUAUUGGUGUCGGCUUCGCGACUGUCGGUGCCAAUGGCGUUGACUGGAGCUGGGAGGGCGUUUCUCAGGUUUUCGCAGCCUGGGGUAUUGCGCCUUGCGUUGCCGGAUGUUUCGGUGCGCUGUUGUUCUUGUUCACCAAGUACGGUGUCAUGAAGUCCAGGAAUCCGCUCAUCGUCGGCCUCUGGACGAUUCCGGUUUUCUUCGGCCUCACUUCUGGUAUCCUGACUAUGUUGGUCGUCUGGAAGGGAGCUGCAUCCCUCGAUCUCGAUGACUGGGGAGUUGCUCCAACCGUCGGUACCAUCUUCGGUGUUGCUGGUGGUGUUGCGCUCCUCUCCGCCCUCUUCCUCAUGCCAUUCAUCUACGUCCGCUUGGUCAAGGAGGACUGGAAGCUCAAGCAAUGGGAGAUCAUCAAGGGCCCUCUCCUUCUCCGCCGUCCAGAUGCUGGUCCAGUUCCCGAGGGCAUGCGUCUCGUGCCAGAUUACUACGCCGGCCACAAGACGCGCGCUGAGCUCGACAGCGAGGGUCGCACGAUCGUUAACGACCGCUCCAGCGACGAGGAGUCCCUCGACAAGACCCAAGUCGAUGUUGACGGCAUCAGCACCGAGAAGCGCCGUGAAUCCUACGUUCACAGCCCAGCUGUUGCCAUGGCUGAGAAGCCAGCCGAACCAGCCGUCCCUGAGGUCAAGCCCAAGUGGUGGGAGCCAGCUCAGCUCUGGAAGACCGCCAAGUGGUUCUUCUUCCGCGGUGUCAUGAUCGAUAUUGUAUCAGAACAGAGUGCAACGACUCGAAACAAUGAGCCCAAGUUCCUUCAACGUUUAUUGGUGGGCAAGAAUCUCGCGGACAAGCACGCUCGCGUGGAACACUACGACAACAAAGUGGAGCAUUUGUACUCUUUCCUCCAAGUCAUGACCGCUGCAACCGCAUCUUUCGGCCACGGAGCCAACGACGUCGCCAAUGCCAUGGGUCCAUUGGCCGCCAUCUACCAGAUCUGGCGUACUAACACUGCCGGCGAAGAUUCCGAGGUUCCGAUUUGAAUCCUAAUUUUCGGAGGUGCUUCCAUCUCCAUCGGUCUCUGGACAUACGGAUACAACCUCAUGCGUAACUUGGGUAACCGCAUCACUCUGCACUCCCCAGCUCGUGGUUUCUGUAUGGAGCUUGGCGCAGCUGUCACUGUCGUCCUGGCGACGCGUUUGGCCCUCCCGGUCUCUACCACACAGUGUAUCAUUGGCGCUACUGUUGGUGUUGGUCUCUGUGCAGGCGAUUUUAAGGCCAUUAAUUGGCGCAUGGUUCUUUGGAGCUACGCUGGUUGGUUCAUUACCCUGCCUUCGACCGCUGUGAUCUCUGGAUGUCUUAUGGGCUUCGCCAUUAAUGCUCCUCAGUGGGGCAGAACGCCUGCUGCGAUCGUCUAA
Molecule: messenger RNA, 1776 nt
Organism: Cercospora beticola
Lineage: Eukaryota; Fungi; Ascomycota; Dothideomycetes; Mycosphaerellales; Mycosphaerellaceae
Source: RefSeq, a predicted model, not a curated record